Messenger RNA from Paramuricea clavata, 217 nucleotides. Lineage: Eukaryota; Metazoa; Cnidaria; Anthozoa; Malacalcyonacea; Plexauridae. The record is from the annotation of a GenBank genome assembly.
AUGGCGAACACUAAACCUCCUAAGUUAGAUCUGGGCACUUGUGAAGAUCAGAAAGAACCUGUUGAGUUAUGGCUGGAUCAAUUUAAUGAUUGGUGUAUAUUACAAGAAUUUCGAGACACAGCAAAACCAACGAAUUAUGAUCCAAGCCAAUGGAAAAGAGCUCAUUACGCCAUGGAGAUAAGUGCGUUCAGAUUGGCGUUACCUCUUGACGACUAUU